CCCCCCGGCUGGUUCGUUUCGCUCACUCGCUCAUUCAUCUACCCGGGCGGCCCUCCUUCAAUUCUCUCACCUCCCCCCCCGUCUGCCCUUCCAUCCCGUCUAUCCCGCCCAUCUCUUUCAUCUCUCGCUGCAUCGCAUCGUCAAGGGCCCGCAGACCAUCGCCAUCGCGCUCGGGGGACAACCGCGGCCGCGCGCGUCUCAUGGCCAUCCAGCGUUGAGAAGCGCCAGAUUCCGCGGCAAUUGGGACCUGCGCUGCCUCCGCCAGGCUUCGCAUCCCAGGACCUGCUCGCCUCGCCGCCUCGCUUCUGGCCGCCGGCCCCCGCGCAGAGUCCCGUCUCUGCGCCCCGACCGCACCGCACCGCAGACGCAAUCGAGUUCCUCAACGUGGUCCGACAGAUUCCUCGAUUUCCCCUUGACGACGCCAACGGACGGCGGCGACUUCGAACGGCCUAUCCGCCGACAACGUCUUUUUUGCUGCAGCCCCGCCUCCAACGGGCUGCCCCCGUAUGACCUCGUAGGCAGGCCAAAACGCUUUUGCUGUCGCCCGCUCGCCCGCCAACGCCACCACCAACGGCCCCCUCUUGGUCCCGCCACGGGCUCUCAACCCAAUUCGCGACGCCGUCCCCCAAAUCUCUCGCCAUCAUGUCCGCGGAAAUGUCAGAAGACGAAGCAGGACCGCUGUCGGUUGGCGACUGGCAGCUCCCCGAUGCCCCGUCUCCAGCCGACAGCAUCAAGUCCGACACGGAACUCGACACUGCAGAUCCCAACGCGCCAUCGCAGCCCAUUCAGAAGCGACGUCGGGUCACGCGCGCCUGCGAUGAAUGCCGUCGCAAGAAGAUCAAGUGCGACGGAAAGCAGCCCUGCACGCACUGUUCCGUCUAUAGUUAUGAAUGCACAUACGACAAGCCCUCCAACCGCAGGAGAAAUCCCGCACCGCAGUAUAUCGAGGCCCUCGAGAGCCGCCUUCAGCGUGCCGAGACGCUCCUGCGCAAGUUCAUGCCGGACGUCGACCUCGCCGAUCCGAACCUCGAUCCCGCAAUUCAGCAAGAGUUCCACAACCGCGAACAUGCUCGCGCGACCUCCGCCAAGAUGCGAGCCGUGGCCGGGGAGCUGGAUCCCAACGAUGCCAAACUCACCACCAUGAUCGAUUCCAUUGGCCAGUUGGACCUCGACGACAAGGGCGGCUGGGAUUUUCACGGGACAUCGUCUGGUGCCGUGUUUUUGAGGAGAAUGAAGGACCACUUUCGCGGCAUGAUGGGACCGGCGUCAAAAGCCCCAUUCCUGCCAAGGCCUGAGCGGCCGGCGGGUCUGGUCGCCCUCGACUCGCCCUCCCCCGGCGGCACGCCCUUUUCGACGCUGUCACAGUAUCCAGAUCUGCCACCAAAGGACGUGACUCGCAAGCUAUGCUACUACUCGCUGAGCUGCGCCACGUGUCUCGUCCGCAUUAUCCACGUCCCUUCCUUUUACGAACGGUUCGACCAAGUGUACGGCCGCCCGAUAGAGAGCCUGAACCAAGAGGAUACGCAUUUCAUGGGCCUGAUAUAUGCCGUCAUCGCGCUCGGGUGCAUGUACGACACUCUGGACGACGCCAAGCCUGAGAGCGGGGCGUAUAAGCUGGCCAUUGACGAAGGGCUCAAGUAUUACAAGGCUGCCAGAGCUCUGCUGCAAGACCUCGCCGAGUGUCGCGAUAUAGUGUCAUUGCAGGCACUGCUUUUCAUGAUUCUCUUCCUACAAGCCACCUCCAACUUGAGUGCAUGCUACGCCUUCGUGGGCGUUGCUCUGCGGUCCGCCCUGCGCAUCGGCCUUCACCGGAACCUCCAGCAUGAAAAGAUCGGCGCCAUUGAGCAGGAAGUCCGAAAGAGAGUGUUUUAUGUGAUUCGACAAAUGGACAUUUACGUCUCGACCAUGCUCGGCUUCCCGCUUCUACUCAACAUUGACGAUGUCGACCAACCAUACCCGAGCGAGAUUGAUGACGAAUACAUCACCAACUCGGGCAUCAUCCCCCCACCCCCGGGGACGCCAUCAUUCUUCGAAGCCUUCAACGCGCAGACCCGUCUGAUGGAAGUCUUGGGGAAAAUCACGAAAUACGUCUACCCGCUGCACGGCCAGGGCCAACCGAUGCUCAAGGGAGACAAGCCUGCGCCCACAUACGUCAUCAGCUACGCCCGUAUCAAGGAGAUCGAGACGGAUCUCCAAGGCUGGUUCGAGAGGCUUCCCGAGAUGUGGCGGCCCAGCCCUGAUGGCCCCAUUGAAGUUGUCCGGGUCCGUCAUCUGCUUCGGUUUGCGUACGCACACGUGCAGCUUGUGCUGUACCGGCCAUUUCUUCACUACAUCUCUCCCCGCCUCAUUCAGGCAAACAAGGUUGACGAGCUGUCAUACGCAUGCGCCGCCGCCGCCAUCAGCGUGUCGCGCAACAUUGUUCACAUUGGCCUUGAGAUCCGGAAGCAACGGGUUCUCAGCGGGCCGUACUGGUUCAUGCUCUACACGGAAUUCUUUGCCGUCAUUUCACUCGUGUUCUAUGUCCUGGAAAACCCAGAUAAGCCUGGUUCGGCCGAGGUGCUGGCUGAUGCUCGCGCGGGACGGCAGAUGAUUGCCGACCUGGCAGACAAGAGCAUGUCGGCCGACCGGGUUACGAAAGCCCUCAAGCCCCUCUUCGACCAGUUGCCGGACCGGCUGGACCAGGUCCGUUCGCGCCCGAUACCGACGAAAAAGAGAUCGGCGGCGGCGGCCAAGUCUGGAUCCUCUGGCCAGCCGCAGCGACCCGGGCUCAAUCCCGGCAUGGCUGUGGGAACGCCAGAUUUUCUGCGGCAACGCACGAGCAGCUUCGCGGGCGUGCCCUACACAGCGUCGACAGCGCGAGGCUCGGUCGACAGCAUGGUUCAAGACGCGAGCUUCGAGUCGAGCUUCACGGCGAGCAUGCAUGAUAUUAUCCCCAUGGACCUGUCGUCGCGUGCCACGCCAGACUCGACGAGCACGGGCAGCUCGAACCGGCACCAGUUCCAGACGCCGACGUUAGGCGCCCAGGGCCUGCACAACCCGGUCAACAAGCUGGACGCACUCAUGUUCCCGUCGGAGGACCCGUUUGCGUACCCAAACCAGCCGAUGAUGGAGCUCGGGUUCCAGCCCAAGGCAGACGGGCCGUCGGUGACAAUGGCGGCUCCGGGACCCGACCCGACCUUCUUCUUUGGCGGGUCGCUGGACGACGUUGGCGAACAGCUCUUGGGCCAGCCGCCGCCAUACAUGAUGCAGCAGCAGCAGCAGCAGCAGCAGCAACAGCAGCAGCACCUGGGGCUCAUGGGCAACGCUUAUAACCCGCACAAUAUGCUCGCGAUGCACGCACCGCAACACCAACCGCAGCCGGCGGUGCAGCAGCAGCAGCAGCAGCGACCUCCGGUGCAGCACCACAGCGGCGGAGUGGGGGGCUUCUUCUCGAGCUUCCGACGGGCGCGGGCAGACCGACAGCAGGAGCGGCAGAUCGAGCAGAUGUUUACGCAGCAGGGCAUGCAGCCCGACUGGGGGAGUUUCUUUGGUUCCGGACGGGGCGGAUUUCAAGGGAUGUGAACGGCCAGAUGACCACGUGAUACCCAUCUUUAUAUUUCCCUUUAUAUCUCGACACUUACGGCUCUUUGGAGGUGUUUUUGGUUCAUUGGGCGGGAGGAGCAGCCAGCCUAGGGUCUACGAUGACGUCCUUUCACGUCUUAUUUGCAGGAGUUUUUUUCGACGCUACGGGCUUACAGGGACAUACACAUACACGAAGGCUACGGGGUAUGGAAGCUUUCUGGACAUGCAAGAGUUGGACACGAGGACGUGGGCGAGUGUACAUGGGCAGGGUCGAGGGCGGACCGCCGCUCUGGCAAGGACGACCAUGAUGGUGAUGGUCGCUGCGGGGUCGGAUAGUAUGUAGCUUUUGCAUGCAAGUGUACAUACUGAGCCUAAUACAGUAUACUGUGAAGGCG
Molecule: messenger RNA, 3956 nt
Organism: Purpureocillium takamizusanense
Lineage: Eukaryota; Fungi; Ascomycota; Sordariomycetes; Hypocreales; Ophiocordycipitaceae
Gene: GIN1
Product: Gypsy retrotransposon integrase-like protein 1
Exons: 5
Coding region: 643-3561 (972 amino acids)
Biological process (GO): DNA-templated transcription; positive regulation of transcription by RNA polymerase II
Cellular component (GO): nucleus
Molecular function (GO): sequence-specific DNA binding; DNA-binding transcription factor activity, RNA polymerase II-specific; zinc ion binding
Source: RefSeq, a predicted model, not a curated record